AUGGACCUGGGUCACAAGCCCGCCGCGGGCGAUGCGACCCCCGCAGCGGAGGUGCAACAAUGCCCUGACAUAUAUUCCCAACCGGAGAGCCGCAGAAGCACCCCGGACAUACUCUCAGGCGUGCCGUCUCCUACAAACUCCACAGAGACCGCGGGCAUGUCUAUGAUCAGCAGUCCGACGCCGACGCAGAUCGACCCCUUUGCUACAACUAUUGCUGGAACCGCAGGGAAUGGCACUCCUAGCAUAUCAUCAUGGAGUUCAAACUCGGACAGGCAGCUUGGUCAUGCCUAUGGAGAUGACCGAGUGUUUCCCAUAAGAUCGGUUCUAACCGUCGAUAACUCGGGUCACUCAGGAGAACAGUCGGAUUAUUUCCCGCAACGUCACAGUCAUGAAGACACCCCGCAGUCACCUCGAGGAGCUCUAAGGUCGUUUAUGGAACUUGCAGGUCCUGGCAGGCGUCCAGGGCCUGCCAGUGAGGAGCCUAGCUCUUCCACUGUGACAUCGCCUAGCGAACGUGUCAGUGGAGCUGAGCCAGGGAGAAGACAGAGGCGAAAUACCGGCACUGGAACUGUCCUGAGCACCCAUGGGGACCUCAGUCGCCAUACUACCUUUGUUGAGCCGGUACCACUUUCCUUAGACGAUGAUUCAUCGGAAGAUGAAGGUGAAAAUUCGCAAUCCAUCCCGGCGGCAGCAAAGGCCAGUGAGCCCAGUGAAGGGCAAUCGGCAGCCGGCGAAUCGGUGGAUGAAGGCUUGACGACUGUGAGGUUCGAGCAUGUGGUUACUGCGGAGGGUCAUGCUGUCAUCACGGGAAGGUCUGGAAAACUUGAACGCUGCGAGGACGAGCCUAUUCAUGCGCCCGGGGCAGUACAAGGCUUCGGAGCGUUGGUCGCCCUUACCGAGGACGAGAACGGCUGUCACCUGGUGCGCUACGCGAGCGAGAACACGAAGCAAAUUUUGGGAUAUUCCCCGCAAAGACUGUUUAGUUUGGAAAACUUCUUUGACAUUCUCAGCGACGAGCAAGCCGAAAACAUGCAGGAUCAUAUGGACUUUAUCAGGGACGAAGAAGCAAAUCCGGAAGCUAAUGGGCCUGAAGUGUUCAGCAUUUCCAUUCGUCACCCAAAACAACAAAACACGAGGAUAAAGCCUGUCAAGCUCUGGUGUGCUAUGCACAUCAACCCGAAUCGUCCCGAAAUGGUUGUCUGCGAAUUCGAGCUAGAUGAUGAUGAGGCGAACCCUUUGAGGCCACCGGGUGAGGCCACUCCAGAGAUGCCGACAGACACGUUGCAGGCGAACCCCACGGCGGAGGAGCUCAUGGAGAGCACCGAGGUUUUGAGCAAGCCUAUCAGAGUUUUGCGAAGUGCUCGUAAGCGAAGGGGUGAGGCUGGCGCCAUGCAGAUUUUUGAUAUCAUGUCGCAAGUACAAGAGCAGCUCGCAACCGCCGACAACCUGGAGAAAUUCCUCAAAAUUCUUGUCGGUAUUAUUACCGAGCUGACCGGCUUCCACCGUGUCAUGAUAUACCAGUUCGACGCCGAGUUCAACGGCCGUGUGGUCACGGAGCUUGUCGACACGGCCCAGACGAGGGAUCUUUACAAAGGCCUUCACUUCCCUGCAUCUGAUAUCCCGAAACAGGCUCGUGACCUAUAUAAGAUCAACAAGGUCCGCUUGCUAUAUGAUCGGGAUCAACCAACGGCGCGCCUGGUCUGUCGGUCAACCGAAGAUCUCGACAAGCCUUUGGACCUGACCCAUUCUUACCUUAGGGCAAUGUCCCCAAUUCAUCUCAAGUACCUCGGCAACAUGGCUGUGCGUUCGUCCAUGUCGAUAUCUAUCAAGGCAUUCGAUGAGUUGUGGGGCCUGAUAGCCUGUCACUCAUAUGGGCCGAGAGGAAUGCGCGUCUCGUUUCCUAUCAGGAAGAUGUGUCGCCUCGUGGGAGAUACUGCCUCUCGAAAUAUCGAGAGACUGUCAUAUGCAUCCAGGCUUCAAGCCAGGAAGCUCAUCAACACGGUACCCACUGACAAGAACCCAUCGGGAUACAUUGUAGCGUCAUCCGAUGAUCUCUUGAAGCUGUUUGACGCCGACUUUGGAGCAGUCUCGAUUAGGGGCGAGACCAAGAUCCUCGGCAAGCCCGAAUCGACACAGGAAAUUCUAGUCUUACUUGAGUACCUGCGCGUGAAGAAGUACACGGCGGUUUUGACGAGCCAGGACCUUACCGUGGACUUUGCGGACCUUAGGUAUGCCCCGGGAUUUCAAAUGAUCGCCGGGUGCCUUUAUGUCCCGCUCAGCGUUGGUGGAAACGAUUUUAUAGUGUUUUUCCGUCAGGGUCAGGUCCGGCAAGUCAAAUGGGCGGGCAAUCCGUACGAAAAGGUUGUCCAGGAAGGUACACAACAUUAUCUAGAGCCGAGGAAGAGUUUCAAAGUAUGGCACGAGACGGUGGUGGGCAAAUGCAGAGAUUGGUCUGAAGAACAGGUCGAAACGGCGGCCGUUCUCUGCUUAGUAUAUGGUAAAUUCAUCGAGGUCUGGAGGCAAAAGGAGGCUGCGCUUCAGAGCAGCAAGCUCACAAAGCUGCUUCUCGCCAAUUCUGCUCACGAAGUCAGGACGCCCUUGAAUGCCAUCAUCAACUACCUAGAAAUCGCCCUCGAAGGGUCUCUUGACCAAGAAACCAGGGACAACCUAUCUAAAUCACAUUCUGCAUCGAAAUCUCUCAUCUACGUCAUCAACGACCUUCUCGACCUUACCAAGGCAGAAGAGGGCCAGGAGCUCAUCAAAGAUGAGAUAUUCGAUCUUCCAGCCUGUAUCCACGAGGCAACGGAGCCCUUUACCUCGGAUGCCAGGCGCAAAGGCAUUGGCUACGAGGUUAUUGAGCAUCCCGGCUUGCCAAGGGCGGUGUAUGGUGAUCAACGCAAGGUCAGGCAGGCCGUCGCCAAUGUUACGGCCAAUGCCGUCCAACACACGUCGCAAGGCUCUGUCAGGAUCGAAUUCUACGUCGUCGAGGUGGAUGUCGAGCAGCACAAGGUCAAGGUCGAGAUUGCGGUUCAGGAUACAGGCUCAGGCAUGUCAAAUGCUCAACUUGACGCGCUCUUCCGCGACCUUGAGCAGGUCAGCAUCGAUGAUACUCAGCCGUUGGAUGCAAGCGGUCCAGACACGACCGAAUCCAACGAGACACAGUCGCCUAGAACUCUAGGUCUCGGCAUAGCAGUCGUGGGCAGAAUCGUUCGAAACAUGAAUGGACAGCUGCGUCUCAAGUCGGAAGUCGGCAAGGGCUCCAGAUUCGUAAUGCAGUUCCCCUUUGACAUGCCGACGGACGACUCACCAAUGUCGCAGGAUGGGAGCAGCGUCGCAGUGCAUUCGGUCACAGAAUCGAACACCGUGUCGUUAUCGGGUACUGGCCGUCUCGAAGGGGAGGUCACACUGAUUGAUGGCGCACCUGUUGUGAAUGAGACUCAACUCUUCCAUGGCCCGUCGUCAAAGAGGAGCUUUGAGGAUGCGGCCAGUAUCACUAGUCGCAAUAGUGGCAACAGCAAAUCUAGUCUCAAGAGCAGGACCAGCGUGAGGAGCAAGGGUAGUACUAAGAGCAACAUGAGCGAUGCGGACCGUUUGAUCGACGCAAUCCAGCUGCCCCUUGAGUUUGGCGAGCCAGACUCGCAACGGAUCGGUCUUGAGCGUCGGAAUUCAAAGGGCGCCUAUUACCAGGCAGGACCCAGCCCUCACAGUCGAAGAGCAUCGAUCAGUCCGACGGCAACCAGGAGGUCUGAUAGUCUGGGUCGUUCCUCAGCUCACCGUGCGGAUGGCGCCAUGACCACAUCGACAGACGCUCCAGUGGGGAUGCAAUAUGUGACAGAUGCAAAGAUGCCCAUAAAGCCUGUCAGGAUUGCCGACGAUGACGAACUUCACGAUCGUCCCCAGCGACCACACCAGAGCCAGACGUCUGGCGUACUCUUUGAACUGCCAGAUGACAGCUCCAAGCCGCCCAGGAGUUCCGACGCGCAUUCAGUCAGCACUGCGGCUCCUUCGGAAUAUCAAGCCCCACUAAGGGUUCUCUGCGCCGAAGAUGAUCCGAUCAACAUGAAGUUGUUGAGAAAGCGAUUAGAGAAGGCCGGCCAUGUUGUUUCUCACACGGUCAACGGUGCCGAUUGUGCAUCUGUAUACAAGGAGUUACCCAGCUCCUUUGAUGUGAUUCUGAUGGAUAUGCAGAUGCCGAUUGUCGAUGGUCUAGAUAGCACCAAGAUGAUUCGUGCCUUUGAAGUCGAAGAUGAGACAAAGCCCGAGGGUGAAUCUACCACAUCCGGAAGGAAAAUUCCCAUUAUUGCCGUGUCGGCUUCGCUAUUGGAGUCUAAGAAGUCGACAUACAUCGAGGCAGGUUUCGACGGCUGGAUUCUGAAGCCCAUCGACUUUAAACGUCUGGAGACUCUGCUUACCGGCAUUGGUGAUUCGGCCGUGAGGAAUGACUGUCUUUAUGAACCCGGCUGUUGGGAGAGGGGAGGCUGGUUCUUUGAGAAAGACCCGAUUGAAAGCAAAGAGGCUAGCGGAUCCGAUGCUGAAAAGGAGAAGGACGAACAGAAGGGACCUUGAGACGAUCCCCUUGAGGUCCGAAAGUUCAAAUGGCGAGGACCGCAUCCACGAACAUUAUAAGGCGCACUUUGGUCUGACGUCCUGGCAAUUAUCAACUGAUAUUGCGACAACUUCAAAGUCCUGGCUUAAAAAAGCCAGUUACCGCCACAAAAAGCCACACUAUAUACACCCGAUACGCAUCUUGACUUAUUGGUCAGUUUUUUUACUUCUUUUGAUGCAACAUUCAAGGCAGGUUACUUGGAUGGAGACCUGGUUCGACAAGGCUUAAUAACAGGACGAAUACACGGGGCGCUAGUCUUUUGUUUCGACAUACACGAUGAUAAACUGUUCUUCCAAAUACCUCAGCAUUCUUGACAUCAACUUUUGAACGAUACCAGGCAACGAUUUUUGGGAGACGAACACGAAAGAUCAGCAUGGCAUGGCGUUUACGGUUUUUUUAUUUUUAUUUUUUUCCUUGGGGGAAUUUUCCCCUCUUUGUGUCUGUUUCGUUUAUAUACAUAAUUCUGUUCAUUUUGUUUCCCUCACGGUGUCCUCGUUGGUUUGCUGUGGUAUUAUAAGCAAAGACGGGAUGGGCCAUGGAAGGGAUUUACGGAAUCCUGCCUUUGGCAGGCGGUCCUUGGUUAACCACAAAAACUUUUUGUCACGAGUUCACGGUAUGACACAGUAUACGGCAUGCAUACAUGGGUGGGAACUUAUGGGACACGGGAACGGACAUGGGAAGAUUGGAGUUACGGUAUGGCAGAGUACACGGUAUGCCUACACAAGAAUG
Messenger RNA from Pyricularia grisea, 5335 nucleotides. RefSeq lists its product as uncharacterized. Gene Ontology annotation, biological process: detection of visible light; regulation of DNA-templated transcription; phosphorelay signal transduction system. The transcript is spliced from 3 exons. The record is from RefSeq and is a predicted model, not a curated record. Gene Ontology annotation, molecular function: phosphorelay sensor kinase activity; protein binding. Lineage: Eukaryota; Fungi; Ascomycota; Sordariomycetes; Magnaporthales; Pyriculariaceae. Bases 1 to 4566 code for a protein of 1521 amino acids.